AUCUGACUGCUGGCAUUGUGAGAGAAAAUGGAUAAGGUGUAGAGAAAAAUUACAAAAUCACUUUCGCUUACAAGACGAACAUGCAAAUGUAAAACAGAACUUGAAGGAACUUGAACAGAGAGGACGGAACAGAUAUCAGUUGAUCUCUGCAGUUAUUGUUCGCUUUAUAGCACACACUGUGAGUUUGCAGCGAGUUUUGCAGCGAUCACCUGAGCUUAUUCACGCUGCACACAGUUCCAGUCCGCAUAACCACUCCAUUCAGCGGAAUUCAUUGACGUUAGGCGAUUCGAUGGCGAAUCCGAACCAUUCGGAUUUGCAUCAUUCGGCUCCCUUGGGACAGCAACUACACAAUGAAGCACUCCAAUUUCCAACAGAUGGAAUCUUGUGGCCUCGACUGCUAAGAUUGGGAGGAUAUUUCAAUGUUUUGCAGGUCGAGCUCAACAAUUCUGAUUAUCAGCGAAAUGAUGAUAUUCCAAGAAAUGAAUUAAUCUCAACAUUCAAUGCAUAUAUAGAAGAUGAUUUUCUCAACCAAAUUGUACUGCUGCCUUCAUUGGAAAUCACCGCAGACAUGACCAUCGAACAGCGUACAUGUGCGAUUUGCCUCAACGUGCAGCAACAUGUUAUAAUUCUACCCUGCCACCAUCUGUUCCAUCCGCUGUGCAUUGAAAUAUGGCUGAAAAUAAAAAUGAUCUGUCCGACGUGUGGUAGACCGGUGAACCCGACUUACGCGUUAGUGCCUGAGAAUAAGUAA
Soboliphyme baturini is the source of this 751-nucleotide messenger RNA. Lineage: Eukaryota; Metazoa; Nematoda; Enoplea; Dioctophymatida; Soboliphymatidae. The record is from the annotation of a GenBank genome assembly.